AUUUUGAAAAAAUGGCCGCCAUUUUGGAGUAAAAUGAUAGUCGCUACUGCGACACUGGAUUUAGGCAUAGUUUAGUUUGGCAGCCAAUUUACAUUGACACUUAUUUUUGCCAGGUUUGUGACUUAAUGUUACUGAUUCUUUAUAUUGACGAUGGAGAAAGUACGAAGAAUAUUGGUGCAUUUAUCUAAAGAGAGCGCAGCCCCACACUGUGCCCAGUUUGUUCAGAGUAUUACUGGACAUUUUGUGGGACGUGCUGAUGACCACACUACUGUGAACUGCUCCCUGGAAAACAACCGAUUUAUCCUGUGCGAGGGAACACAGGAGAGGGGAGUGCCUCUUAAGAGGGCGCCGUUCUGCCCAAUCAAAUUGCUCUCUACCUCAGAGGCGGAGUCGAUUCCUCAAGACACGCUCCAGAGAGGGGUGGAUGUGGGCGUGGCCAUUCUGCUCCAGUCAGCCAAUCAGAGGCUGUUGCUGACCAGGCGAGCUCAUGCCCUGAGGAUUUUUCCCAAUGUGUGGGUCCCACCUGGUGAGGAUGUUGUUGCUGAGACUGCAGACUGUUGUUUUUGUUUGUUUGUUUUUUUAAUUCCUAAGAGUAUUACUAAACUGCAGUUUUAGGACAUAACAAAUUAAAUGCCCUGUUUG
Silurus meridionalis is the source of this 642-nucleotide messenger RNA. RefSeq names its product nucleoside diphosphate-linked moiety X motif 17-like. The transcript has 3 exons. Bases 151 to 615 code for a protein of 154 amino acids. NCBI's taxonomy places the organism in Eukaryota, Metazoa, Chordata, Actinopteri, Siluriformes, Siluridae. The record is from RefSeq and is a predicted model, not a curated record.